UCCAGUGCCUCGGUUGUUGAAAAUAGCUUGGCUGCUCCCUGUCGCUAUGGCUAAUUCCUUAGGAACCGGUGGAUCCAGUUUGAUCCAUCCCUCUCUCUUUCGCUCCCUUUACCAACUUGUUGAGUCUUCCCUUUUCUUUGUUCUUGCUGUGAACGUUCGCCAUGUAACCGUUCGGCUAUAAGCCGCGUCACAUUUUUUAUUUUUUUUUUAAACGAUCUGCUGAAGUUCGAGCUGAGUCGAAUGUGCAUGUCGAUAAGACGGCGUUGGUGUCGCUUUUAAAGUGGAAAAACUCGACAGGGAGGAGGGGGSACGCACUUUAGAGGCUCUCACACAGCGACAGUCACCUGUAGGAGACUGCAGAUGUUGCACCUCUUGAACUUUUCGCUGCCUCUCUGAGCUUGAGCAUUAGAGCUGUUGUCUUAUCGGAUGGUUACAUGUUGAUCUGGAGGAAAAAAGUUUCUGUAUCUUCCUGAAACCUCCCUGGAUAAAUUAGAACCUCUGAAGAAAUGGAAAUGGAAACUUCUGAAGACUAUUCUACUAGUAACGGCCAAUGCUCUUCCGGCAAGGAGGACUCAAGAAUAGUGGUGGAUAUGUCACCACCUAAUGUACCAGUACAUCCCCAGGGUCCUAAUUCCCCCAAUGAAGUGGCUAUAAAGCAAGAGGAAGAUCUGGUGGAAGAUGGUGACAACAGCAGCACAGCACCUGAAGAAAUGGGUCACCCAGGAGAUGAAGGAGCAACACCGGAGGAAUCUGCGACGAGCAGUCCACACAAUGGACAAGACGGGUCUGGACCAAAUGCACCAUCAGACGCAGGGAUUCGACAACAGAAUGGUGACAGGCCUUUCCAGUGCAACCAGUGCGGUGUAUCGUUCACCCAGAAGGGGAACCUGCUGCGACACAUUAAGCUGCACACAGGUGAAAAACCCUUCAAGUGCCCCUUCUGCAGCUAUGCUUGCCGGCGCCGUGACGCCCUCACUGGCCAUCUUCGUACUCAUGCUGUUGGCAAACCACACAAGUGCAACUUCUGUGGACGGAGUUACAAACAACGGACAUCCCUGGAGGAGCACAAAGAGCGUUGCCACAGUUACCUCAGCUUGGAUCCUGGUGCCAACACAGGCCCUUACACAGGUGAAGUUCCAAAAGGGGGCAUGGCUGAGGCCGGCAGCAUGCCAGCCUUCGAUCGGCCACCUGUCAUUGAAAGACUGCCCACUAACGUUGGCAAGAGGAAGAGCACUACACCUCAGAAAUUUGUGGGAGAAAAGCUUCGCUACAGCUACCCUGAUAUAGGCUAUCAUGAGAUGCGCUUGAAAUAUGAAAAUCAUCCUGAAUUGAUACCAUCCCACAUGAUGGACCAGGCUAUCAACAAUGCCAUGACGUACUUGGGAUCAGACACCCUCCGUCCAAUACUCCACCAUCCAGGUCCAUCUGUAUCUAUGGCUGAGGUUGUUCCCAUUGUCAAUCCCCUUUAUCACCAUGUUCUACCAUUUAGCCAGCAACCAGAGCGUCCAGGAAACUGCGAAACACUUCCACCACAUCCACCCCAAUCCCAAGAGUUCCCCAGCCACCCAACUUCGAAUGGCCCUACUUCCUUAACUCGGCAGAACAAGCAACCUCAGGCAUCACAGGAGGAAUCAGCAAGCAACAGCGGCGUUGACUCGGCUGACUCGGCUCGAAGCAGCCCUCAGGAAAGGCAGGGGUACCUGAACACCAGCGCACCUGCAGGCCUCAGGUCACGAGCCAGUCCAGCUGUGGGCUCUGGUGAGCGAGUUAUUGAUGCGUCACCCAGGAGUGGGACAGGAGUGGGAGCAGGGAUGAUGCGUGUGGUAACAGAGCGGCCAGUGGGCCAUGAAGGGGUGCGGGUGUUCGCUCGAGACGGCCACGAGCUGCGAGCCUUUCAGUGUGAGCACUGUCGACUGCUCUUUCUGGACCACGUCAUGUACACCAUCCACAUGGGUUGCCACGGUUACAGGGAUCCCCUGGAGUGCAACAUCUGUGGUCACCGAAGCAAAGACCGCUACGAGUUCUCUUCGCACAUAGUUCGAGGGGAGCACACUUUCCAUUAAAAGGGACAAAACGGAAGCAAGCGGGAAGCCUUGGGAAUAAGACGAGCAUUAACCUGCUAUCCAUCCCUUCCCUGUGAAAGUGCAUAUAACAGUGGCACUGUAGGCAAGUGUAGCACAAUCAAAGACUACUUUUUAAGCUACUGGUUGUAAAUUGGAGCUGUUGAACAAUCACAUGAAGGUAUGGGCCAAAGACAUAUUUUGUACUUAUUUAAGUAACUUAGAACAAAGAAGUUUUUUUUUGUUUUUUUUUCCUCUUUUCUAACCAAUGAAUUGUUUAUGAGAGCAGCUGCCAGCUUUUAGCCGGUUUUUCAUUUUAAUUUUACAUGGAAUUAUCUUUCUUGGAGCUUUUGAGUUUUAAACUUUGUUCGGCUGCAACAUAGUCAUGUACCGUGAAGGCUCAAUUAAAUGUAAGAGAAAACGGAAAGUAGCUUAGAACAAUCUCACCAGUGCAUUACUGAAUUGACUGUUGAAAUUGAGGAUGAACAAAAAGAUAAAGGUGUAAUUUAAUUAAAUUAAGAUGAGAGGAGACAUGUCAGUUCCACUGGCAACACAGUGGCCACACAAUGUCAAACUAGUUUUACAAUCGAAUGCGUUUUAGAAGUGAAAAUGUAAUGUUUUCUAAAUUAUACUACAGAUUUCAAAAGGAUAUUCUAUUAUACAUGUACAUCAGUGUCAAUCUGAAUUAAUCCAUGGAUCCUUUGGUAACUGGAUGUGCUUCUUAACGACAAAAACCAACAAACAAGUGCAAUUUUUUUGAUUCAAAAUAUAUUAAAAUGAGAGUUAUUAUUAUUAUUGUUAUUAUUACUAUUUUACAUGGUUUAAAAUAGAUAGGAAGAAAUUUAGUUGACCUUUAAAAUAAAAGCUUGACUAAAUUGUUGAUAUUCCUGUGGAGGCACCAUAUUUUUAAUCGUCCUAUUGGGAGGUCCUGUUCUUCUUUACACACCAAUACCAAGUUUUUAUUUCAGUUUAAACCUUUAUGACAAACAGCUUGUAUUUCAAUUCAAUACUUUGCAUUUUAAAACAUUUUUUUUUUUUUUUUUUUUUUACAAUAUUGGUUUUUGAUGUGCAAAUCCAAUUGUCAAGGAAUUCAUGGUCUUGUUCCAAGACAGGGUGCCUUGGAACAAGUUUACUGUUUAGACUUUACAUCAAUGUCUAAACAUUUGACACCAGAUAUUUUAAGAUCAAAUUAAACUUAAUAUCAAAUGUUUUAUAUGAAUGUAACAUGGCUUACUAAUAAGCACAUUACAGUUUAUUGCAUGCAGGGAAAUUACUUUUGAACAUGCUAGUAAAUUAAAUGCAAAGGCCACUUACCUAUUUGCUCGUAAGACAGGGAUUUAAACCAUUGGGCAACAAAGAUACAUUACAAAGAUACAGACACCCUUUCUGAUGUACCUCACUUUUUAAUCAUUUUGGAUUUAAACAUGAAACUAUAUGAUUUAGUUUCCAUAAAAUGUGUAUUUUUGUUGCAUGGUAGUAGACACAUGCAUGUUGCACUGUUUGUCAUUUUCGCGCAUUAUCACCAUUGCAGAGAAACGGUUUACUGAUGCUGGAGCUAAAGUGUUGCGCUGCGUUGGUUUUCGUCUGCGGUUUUAUUAGGCCUAUCUUUCCGUAAUGGGGCUGCUCUUUUAUCUUCUCCUCUUCAACCCUCAUCUCACAAACAAGCAAGUACACACUAAUGUAUGUUAGUUUCCUUCACUUUGAAUCUUGCUUUGCUCACUUGCUAUAUGCCAUUACAAUCAUGUAUGACCUUUAACAGCAAAGAUCAAGAAAGGAGCAGUAUGAGCUAGGGGAUAAAUGAACAGAGUGUGGUUUCCCUACGUACAAUAGUACAAAUCUAAAGGAACUUCCAAAAACUGCAGCAUAUCAACUUUUAUACCCUUCAUCAGCUAAGAAAUAUGUAUUAAAAUGAUGUUAAGGCCAGUUACAAACUUUUUUACUGUAGUUCAUUGAAGCACAGCAAAUUUGGGUUAAAGAGCUGGUCGUUUCUUUGCUUCUCAACACUGAGCUCAGUACAGUAGACCAUGGUCAUGCACUUUAUGUAUGUCUAGGCAAUGCUAUUUUAAUGCAGGCAUAACAGAAAACAAUGCAGUUUAUUAGAACAAUCAUGGAGCAGCAUAAAAAAGGCAAAACUUUGUGUGUUUUUCUGAUAUCUUAUGAAUAUGCCUCUUUGUUGUUGUUUUUUUUAUAUAUAAGAAGUUCUUCAAGAUAUAAGCAUUAUUUGUUUCACACAACUUUUUUUUUUUUAAACAAUCCUGUAGGUUUCCUGGAUUCAUAAAAUCAAAAGGCAGGUUAUUUCUAAUUUACAUGUUGCCUCUUAGCAUACUCAUGGUAAGGUUUUGGUAUUGGAAAUUGUUUACACCUCGCAACUUUUAUAUUAAAUCUUUUCAUUAUUUUGUCUAUUUACCACUGUAUAUAUUUAAUUUCUGCAAAUGUUUAUGUUUUAGAAAGGGGUUAAUCUGGAAAAAAAAAAACAACAAGCUUUUAAUGUAUUGCUAAUUGCAUUUUCUUUAUGUUUUUUAAGCUCAAUUUGUAGGUAUAAUACAACUCUACCUGUCUGUCUUAUCCAAGCAGCCAUAUAAACAGAACAAAGAAAAAAGUCUUCUUUCACCCUCUGAGUACCUGAGGACUUUACUUGAAAAUUCUAAUCAUUGCUAAUGCUACAUGUUGUGCUUUUUGUAAGUUUUGAUGACGAGCCUAGUAAAUGUCUAUUUUUCUGCUGAAAUGUUAAUACAAAUAGUUUUGUGAACUUUGUAUGGUUUUGAAGUUUAACAAAUGUUUACAAGAUUGUACAAGGAGUGGUUCUGGGCGCAUAAUAAUGAUAUUGGCUCUGAAUAUUGAAAUUAUUCAGGAACGUGUGCCGACUGAUGAGUUUUCAUAUUGACAGACUUUCUAAUGUAAGGGCUCUCAGGAAUUAGAAUAGGCCUUGUAUUUUUUAUGUAGUUUAUUUAUCGAGAAAGAUGCACAGAGAUUUCAGUUUCUCUGAUGCCUCUUAACACUCAAAGUGGUGAAGGAAGUUGUUCAGCCCUGUAUUUUCUUUCUAUGCUCUUUUUUUAUCCUCAUUGUCUUUAUUUUUACUUUACAUCAUUGACUAUAUGAAGACACACAGCUGUGAACAUUGCAGUGUACAUUUUAAGGCAUGAUUUCCCUUAAUUAAAGAAAUGGUUUUACUGCUUCA
Messenger RNA from Poecilia reticulata (guppy), 5238 nucleotides. RefSeq names its product IKAROS family zinc finger 2 (gene ikzf2). Lineage: Eukaryota; Metazoa; Chordata; Actinopteri; Cyprinodontiformes; Poeciliidae. The record is from RefSeq and is a predicted model, not a curated record. Gene Ontology annotation, molecular function: RNA polymerase II cis-regulatory region sequence-specific DNA binding; DNA-binding transcription factor activity. Gene Ontology annotation, biological process: regulation of transcription by RNA polymerase II.